Molecule: messenger RNA, 3614 nt
Organism: Periophthalmus magnuspinnatus
Lineage: Eukaryota; Metazoa; Chordata; Actinopteri; Gobiiformes; Gobiidae
Gene: top3a
Product: DNA topoisomerase III alpha
Exons: 19
Coding region: 286-3384 (1032 amino acids)
Biological process (GO): DNA topological change
Cellular component (GO): chromosome; nucleus
Molecular function (GO): zinc ion binding; DNA topoisomerase type I (single strand cut, ATP-independent) activity; DNA binding
Source: RefSeq, a predicted model, not a curated record
GACUCACUUUACGGCACUGUUUGAUCACCAGCGCGGGAUUUGUAAACAAAGUUAAACCGAGCCAAAUAAGUCGCUUUUAUUUCGAAAAUUAUUAAUAAUUAAUCUUUUAUCUUAAUUUAAAAAAAAUAUAUUUUAUGUUGGUAGUUGGAAGUGAGGAGAUGUGGGUUUUAGUGGUUUGUUCAGAUCUGUUUGGGCUGUGACACACUGUACAGCUAGCACGUUAGCUAACAUGCUAAACCUGUCAUGGGGAGAAAGUGGCAUUCGAUUUUGUAAGUGUGGAUAGGUAUGCUAGUUGUGCAUCUCUUGGGCAGACAUCUACUGCAUCGAGCCGGAGUACAGAGGGUAGUACUCCAAAAGUGUCGCCUUGCCACUCAGAUUGGACUGGAUGUGGAGACACUUACAAAAAUGAAUCGAAAUCGAGCUCAGAUCAAACGGGUCCUGUGUGUUGCAGAGAAAAAUGAUGCAGCUAAAGGCAUCGCAGAAAUUAUGUCCAGUGGCAGAUCUAGGAGGAGGGAAGGGCUGUCAAAGUUUAACAAGAUCUACGAGUUUGAAUAUCAGUUAUUUGGGCAGAAUGUUACUGUAACAAUGACUUCUGUGUCCGGUCAUUUGUUGGGUUUAGAAUUUAAGUCACCGUUUCAGAAAUGGCACAGUUGCAACCCAGUAUUGCUGUUUGAUGCUGAGGUGGAGAAAUACUGCCCUGACAACAUGAUUCAAAUAAAGCGGACAUUGGAGAAAGAAGUAAAGCAAUGCCAGGCCCUGAUUAUCUGGACAGAUUGUGAUCGUGAAGGAGAAAACAUUGGUUUUGAAGUCAUUGAUGUUUGCAAAGCAGUGAAAGCUAAUAUUCAGGUCUAUCGGGCUAAAUUCUCUGAAAUUACACCCAAUUCAAUUAGAAGAGCCUGUGAGACUCUGACUGAGCCAGAUGUGAAUGUCAGCGAUGCUGUGGAUGUGCGCCAGGAACUGGAUCUACGGAUAGGGGCAUCCUUCACACGUUUUCAGACAUUGCGACUACAGAAGAUCUUCCCAACAUCUCUGGCAAAUCAACUGAUCUCAUAUGGAAGUUGUCAGUUUCCUACUCUGGGUUUUGUGGUAGAGCGGUUUAAAGCAAUACAGGCUUUUAUUCCAGAGACCUUCUUCAAGAUUAAAGUGAUCCAUGAGUUUGAAGAAGAUAGAGUGGAGUUCAGCUGGAAAAGAAACCGUUUGUUCAACCACACUGCAUGUUUAGUUCUCUACCAAAUCUGUAUGGAGGAUCCCAUGGCAACAGUCACUUCAGUAACGAGCAAACCAAAAAGCAAAUGGAGGCCACUGCCUUUGGACACUGUGGAACUUGAAAAACUUGCUUCACGAAAAUUAAGAAUAAAUGCAAAAGAAACUAUGAAAAUUGCUGAGAAGCUUUAUACUCAGGGGUUCAUCAGUUACCCCAGAACAGAGACCAAUAUUUUUCCUGCAAACUUAGCCCUGGCUCCUUUGGUUGAACUGCAGACUCAAAGUGAAGCUUGGGGAACGUUUGCCCAGCGUGUCCUUGAUCAACCUGGGGGUCCCAAUCCACGUCAGGGCAAGAACUCUGACCAGGCCCACCCUCCCAUCCAUCCCACUAAGUUCACAACCAUUCUCCAGGGAAACGAAGGCCGUGUGUAUGAGUUUAUUGUCCGACACUUCCUGGCCUGUGUGUCCCAGGAUGCUUUGGGACAGGAGACAGUGGUGGAAAUUGACAUUGCUCAGGAGAAGUUUUCAGCUUCAGGACUCAUGAUUAUUGCGAGAAACUUUCUGGAUGUUUACCCCUAUGACAAAUGGAGUGCCAAGGUUAUUCCAGUUUAUGAACAAGGAUCUCAGUUUCAGCCGACUGCUAUUGAGAUGUUGGACGGCAAUACAAGUCCUCCACAGCUCCUCACUGAGGCUGACCUGAUAUCCCUGAUGGAGAAACAUGGCAUUGGCACAGAUGCAACCCACGCAGAGCACAUAGAGACCAUAAAGAGCAGGAUGUACGUGGGACUCACAGCAGACCAGAGGUUUCUACCUGGAGAACUAGGAAUGGGGCUGGUGGAAGGUUAUAACUCCAUGGGCUAUGAGAUGUCAAAACCAGACCUGCGAGCCGUACUAGAAGCAGACCUCAAACUGGUGUCAGAAGGGAGGAAGGAUAAACGAUCUGUACUGCAGCAUUAUAUUCAAAAAUACAAAUCCGUGUUCAUCGAGUCUGUUAGAAAAGCUAAAAAAUUAGAUGAAGCCCUGUCUCCGUACUUGGGAGCAGCUCAGACAAUCACAGAAGAGGAGCAGCAGGAUCUGGAGAUGCCUCUGCCGGUCAGGAAAUGUCCCAACUGUGGCCGUGACAUGGUUCUCAAGAAGAAGCGUGAAGGAACCAAUAAGUACCUCUCCUGCACUGGGUAUCCCGCCUGUAAGACCGCUGUGUGGUUCCCUGAUAUGGUCCUGGAGGUCAACAGAGACGAGAGCAUCUGCCCGACAUGUCAGCCACGUCCUGUUCACAUGCUGAAGUUUAAGUUCCGCAGGGGCAGCCUUCCACCUAUGAUGCCUUUGGAGUUUGUGGGUUGCAUUGGAGGUUGUGAUGAGACACUGAGAGAAGUAUUGGACUUGAAGUACCUCAGAGCCGGGGGAGGAGGCGGUAGAGGAGCAAACCCCCAUUCAGCUCCUUCUAGAGCUGCACCCACAAGAACAGCACCCACCAGAGCAGCACCGUCAGGCCCAACACCCACCAGAAACACAAACCCUCAUCCUUCGCCCACUAUGGCAGUGUCCUCUUGGACUCCUCCGCCUCAACCUCCACCCGGUGGCUCUAUUAAUGGUAGAACCAGCAGUAAUGAUGCUGUUGUUUGUAACUGUGGACAAGACGCAGUCCUUUUAACAGUUCGGAAAGAAGGUCCCAACCAAGGGCGCCAGUUUUACAAAUGCAGUGCUGGGAGCUGUAACUUCUUCUUAUGGGCCAGUGAAUGUUCUCAGCAGGGAUCCUCAGCACUGCCCCCUCCCAGGACCAGCCAGUCCAGGCCCUCUCUUGGUUUUAGAAAUGCCCCUGGGGAUGGCAGCAGGCCCAGAGGCUCAGGGGACCAUGGAGGAGAGAUCACGUGUAACUGUAACGACGCAGCGGUUACACGGACAGUACAGAAGGACGGUCCCAACAAGGGCAGGAUGUUCCACACAUGUGGGAAGCCCAGAGAGCAGCAGUGUGGCUUCUUCCAGUGGGCUGACGAAAAUGUACCUCCAUCAGGUGCUUUUGGCAGUGGAUUUAACAGUGGAAGCAAAAAUAACAGAGGUGGAAAUGCGAGAAAGAAAACAGGAGAUGCGGGUGAAAACAGAGCUCCUGCUGCUAAGAAGCCGCGUAACUGUGGUAUCUGCCACCUGCCCGGACACACCCGUGUCACCUGUCCAGAGCGAUGACGCAACCUGGGUUUUCAACUCAUUUUAGCAGACACAGAAGUGCCUCCAGUACGUCUAUCAUUCAACGCUCAUAACUGUAGUCAGUAUAUGCACCAAAGCUCCUGCAUCAGUGUGGACAGAGGGAAGAAACUGCAAAACUCUAACUGUAUAUAAGGCUCAUGGUGUGUUUAGACCAACAGAUGAAAAAACACUUAAUACUAUUGCAAAUAAACUGUUAAAUGUUUAAAUGU